GCCUCCAAAAUGAUGAGCAAUAAAUUUCUGUUGUUCAUAACCUUCCCAUUCUAUGGUGUUCUCUUAAAGCUAUCUGGACAGACUGAGACAAGACCUCAACCAAGAAAGGAGGGACUAGAAGAAGCUGAUGGCUAUACCACUGAUGACAUUGAGUUUUACUGGAAUGGAGGAGAGGGAGCGGUAACUGGAGUUAAUAAAAUUGAGCUUCCUCAGUUUUCAAUUGUCGACUACAAGAUGGUCUCCAAGAAAGUGGAGUUCACAACUGGGGCAUAUCCACGACUGUCACUAAGUUUUCGUCUAAAGAGAAAUAUUGGCUACUUCAUUUUGCAAACCUACAUGCCUUCCACAUUGAUUACAAUUCUGUCCUGGGUGUCUUUUUGGAUCAACUAUGAUGCAUCUGCAGCCAGAGUUGCACUAGGAAUCACCACCGUGCUGACAAUGACAACCAUCAGCACUCACCUCAGGGAGACUUUGCCGAAGAUCCCUUAUGUCAAAGCGAUUGAUAUUUACCUGAUGGGUUGCUUUGUGUUUGUGUUCCUGGCUCUCCUGGAAUAUGCCUUUGUAAAUUACAUCUUCUUUGGAAAAGGCCCUCAGAAAAAGGGAGCUAGCAAACAAGACCAGAGUGCCAAUGAGAAGAACAAACUGGAGAUGAAUAAAGUUCAGGUGGACGUCCACGGCAACAUCCUCCUCAGCACCCUGGAGAUCAAGAACGAGACGAGCGGCUCGGAAGUGCUCACGGGCGUGAGCGAGCCCAAGGCCAGCAGCAUGUACUCGUACGACAGCGCCAGCAUCCAGUACCGCAAGCCCCUGAGCAGCCGCGGGGAGGCGUACGGGCGCGCGCUCGAGCGGCACGGCGCGCACAGCAAGGGGCGCAUCCGCAGGCGCGCCUCGCAGCUCAAAGUCAAGAUCCCCGACUUGACUGAUGUGAACUCCAUAGACAAGUGGUCCCGAAUGUUCUUCCCCAUCACCUUUUCUCUUUUUAACGUCGUUUAUUGGCUUUACUAUGUACACUAAGGUCUGUCCUAAGGGUUCGUAAACGAC
Messenger RNA from Panthera uncia (snow leopard), 1041 nucleotides. RefSeq names its product gamma-aminobutyric acid receptor subunit beta-1-like. The transcript has 5 exons. Gene Ontology annotation, biological process: chemical synaptic transmission; monoatomic ion transmembrane transport; regulation of membrane potential. Gene Ontology annotation, molecular function: neurotransmitter receptor activity; extracellular ligand-gated monoatomic ion channel activity; GABA-A receptor activity. The record is from RefSeq and is a predicted model, not a curated record. The coding region runs from base 10 to 1014 and encodes 334 amino acids. Gene Ontology annotation, cellular component: neuron projection; GABA-A receptor complex; synapse. NCBI's taxonomy places the organism in Eukaryota, Metazoa, Chordata, Mammalia, Carnivora, Felidae.